AUGCUCAAAGCUGAAUAUCCUGAUACCACUGACGCUUUUCGAGAGACCCAAUAUGCCCUUCUUAUACAAUCUAACUCAAGAACGUCUUACAUUACCCCUCAUCGACCUCGUCCACGCCCAUCCCUCAAUGCAAAGUUUGAUAGGCAAUUCGCCAACUCCACUCGAUCUCGUAGUAUCCGCGGGAAACCUUACUCACUGGACUCCACAGUCCUACCUCAGGAAGCGACGCCUUCUCUUCAGGUAGAUAAAGAGGACGAGCGACAGUCGUGGCGUACCCAACGCCCAUCCCGAAUCAGCUCCGAUAGAGUGAAGAAAAGUAUCACUUUAUGUGAUAUUCAAUCAGCACCAGUGGUCCUACCUAGCAUACAAGAACCUCCCGAUUGGUUGAAAGAAAUCGUCAAUCGUGAUAGGCAACAAGUCUCACAAGUCAAAUACGACCAACAUGCAUUGGAAGCAUUCCGCCCACAUGAUUCUAUGACUCCUCUUCUUCCGACUCAACCUCGAGCUACACCCAUCGCGGAUCGGACUGUCCCUCUCAAUUCGUGGCAAGACGCCUGGCGCAAGACCGGUCCAUCCACUCUACCGCAAGCAUCGCAUAAUCGAAUGCAGGAUGUUCAUUCCCAAUCUGGCUUAUUAUUCAAUAAUGAAGGUAACAUUGCCAUCCACGAACACGUUCCUGCUGUUCCAUCUGGAUGGAGAAGCCCUACGACGAAGAUGUCCAUGACAUCGUCUACCUCUCAUCCCCUUCCUGGCCGACCAUGUCUAAAUCAAUCACUGCAAGCUUCUCGCGGACAACGUAAUAUUGACAACCAGAACCCUCUCCAACAAGUCCGUUUCCGUCCGACUCCUGAGAUCAAUGAGAUUCCUUCCUUUCAAGUUGAUAAUCUUCCACGAUUUGCCCGAAUUCCCAUGUCGAAGUACCAACAAGGUGUCGACACAUUCGUAUCUCAUCCUGCUCACCCCUCUACAGUCGCAUUAAAUCAAGUGACUCAGUCUGAUGUCCCUCGUGUGCCUAUGGCCACACCACAUAGAGAACACAUCUAUCCAGGAGAAGGGUCAGAGAGCGAUUCAUCCGAGACAGCUCCAAUGUCGACACCUCUUACUCAUAAAAGUACCGCUAUUCCUCCACGUGGGAUCCUGAAGUCUUCCAUCCAUCGCCCUAUCUCAGCUCCAGCUCAAACCAGACCAUCAUCCCUGGUACAUACCUCACUUCCUAUCCAACCUACCUCUGUCACCAGCCCUUCCAUCGCGACGACCACAGACGACCCGUCCAUGUCCACGCAGAUGGAGAAUGUCCCCAUCUCGCCCAAGACAACUCGUGACUCUUCCGACGUUAGCAGUGGACACUCGCGACUAAUUGUCACACCGCGACAGAGACGAUUACUUGCCGAGGCGCUGACCAUAGCUCAAAAUCUGACGAGAUACGCCGAAAUAGACUCGGAGCAAGAUGUAGAGACGGACGAUCUCAACUUGGGUUCUUCCCCCGACCUGGACCUGGAGGCAGAGGAAGAGGAAGAUAUUCGUUCCCUGCAAAUUCGCGAAAGAGAGUUGAAGAGAAAGAGAGAGAUCGAGUCAGAUGAUAACAUCAGACUUAUUCCCAGAGUCAAAUCCACCUCACAGAUUGGAGAUGUGGUGAACCCUAGACGAGUCAUGCGUGCUCCAACGCCGGAGGAGUCCACCUUGAGUUCUAAAUCCUCUCAACGGAUAUACAGUAAGAAACUCCGUCUUUCACCUGUCACCCGUACACCUCCGACCUCCGUGGCAGAAUCAAGGUCUUUUAAACGUGGGACGAAUAAUAUCCAUACUCACCCUGUUCUGACUUCAUCUUCUCACAACAACGUAACCAAACCCCCACAAGAACAUAAGACACUUCUCUCUCAACGCUCCAAGAAAGCGAAAAAGAUUCUUCACUCCGCCGAUAUCGAAACGGAAGAUGAUAGUGUGAAUGACGAAAACAUUCCCGGCAAUUCCUCAAAAUCUCAAAUCAUCUCCAGUCAAAUCAAUGAUCAAGUGAACUCAUCUACUAAUUCAACUUCAUCUUACUAUCCAACCAGUCAAAGUGAACGUCAAAGUCAGAGAUCUAAUGAAUCAUGGACAUGGACUUCAUACGGUACCACUCCCUCACCACCUCCUCCUCCUCCACCCAUUAGGAAACAACCCAUUUCGGCCAAUGCUGCAUUGUUGUACAAAACCGCAUUAUCAUUCCCAUCUAGAUCAUCGAUCCAAACUUCCACUCGAGGAAUUGGGUACAACUCCAAAUUGUCUGUAACAAAAAGUGGAAAGUCAGUUCAUAUGGGGAAAAACGAUAACGAUGUUGCAGAUUCUCAGAAAACGGUAGAAAGUAUAGAAUCUAUCGAGGAGUUUUCAGAGGAAUCAGAUUGUACACCUCCUGAUCCAACUCCGAUCUGGGAGAAAUCACCUGUGAGAGUACGAGUACCGAGAAGGUUGAGUACUAUAGAUGAGGAGGGAGAGGAAGAUUUGUUGGUGUCGCACUCCAUUGAACAGGGAAAGGGAAAGGGGGAUUCGUUAGAGGCCAGAGAUAGUGAAGAAAGGUCAAAAGUAUCAAAAGGGAGUGUAGGAAGGUCAAGAAUGUCAAAAGAGAGUGAAGGAGAGUUAAGAGGUUCUGAAGUUUCAAGAGAUAGUAUGGGGGAAAGACCAAAAGAAGAACAAGAAGUAGCAUGUGCUAUAUUAAAUCUUCCUGAUGGGUUUUGGCAAGGUGAUAGUGAUCCUGGGUUCAAAAUCUGGAGAGAGUAUUAUUGA
This is a messenger RNA of Tremella mesenterica DSM 1558, 2760 nucleotides long. RefSeq lists its product as uncharacterized. The transcript has 4 exons. NCBI's taxonomy places the organism in Eukaryota, Fungi, Basidiomycota, Tremellomycetes, Tremellales, Tremellaceae. The record is from RefSeq and is a predicted model, not a curated record. Bases 1 to 2760 code for a protein of 919 amino acids.